Messenger RNA from Hyphopichia burtonii NRRL Y-1933, 2267 nucleotides. It is a transcript of the gene TCC1, whose product is annotated as Tcc1p. Gene Ontology annotation, molecular function: RNA polymerase II cis-regulatory region sequence-specific DNA binding; protein binding; chromatin DNA binding. The transcript has a single exon. NCBI's taxonomy places the organism in Eukaryota, Fungi, Ascomycota, Pichiomycetes, Serinales, Debaryomycetaceae. The record is from RefSeq and is a predicted model, not a curated record. Bases 107 to 2194 code for a protein of 695 amino acids. Gene Ontology annotation, biological process: regulation of gene expression.
AAAGAACUUAAAAAAAAUUUACCACCCAACCUAAAAAAAGAAGAAGGAAAAAAAAAUUUUCUAUUACUUCUUUUCCUCUUUGCUCUUUAAUAAGCUUCAAGUAAUCAUGCCAAAGAGACUUUCAGCAUCCAGUUCGUCAUCACCGGUACCAAAGAAAAGACAUUUCGAAAGUGAUUAUGAAUCAACCGUUACUCAAACGUGGAUUACUUUAGGAAAUUGUGCUACUAGUCUUGGACUAGUUGUUCAUGCCAUUAAAUCAUUUGAAAAUGCAUUUAAUCAUGAUUCUUCUAAUAUUGAAGCAUUAUGUGGAUUAAGUAGUUCAUUAAGAUUAAAUGAUAUUAAUAUGAAUGAAACAAUUGGAUCUCAAAAUUCAAUUGAUCGUUUAAAUAAAUCAUUAGAUAUUCAUCCAAAUUUAUCAAAAUCUUUUAAGAUUUUUAAAGAAUUAGCUGAGUGUUAUUUAUUAAUUGGUUUGAAUGAUCAGGCCCAUCAAUCAAUUCAAACUGCCAUUCAAUUAUGUCCUUCUGAUCUGUCUCUUUGGUUAUUAAGUGCUCAAACUUUAAUUCGUGCUGGUGCUAGAUCUCAUGCUGCUGGUGCUUUAACUAGAUGUUUAUCAAUUUUACCCGAUUCUUUGUCAGUUUUCACCAAAGAUGAUAUUGAAACUGCUAGGGCUGCUCAUGCUGAAUUAGCCGCUAUUGCUGCUGCUGAUGGUAAUAUUGAAUUAUCAAUUGCUGAAUUAACCGCUACUUUAUCUUUACCCCCUCCUCCUUUAUCAAGAAUUGAUGAACACAUUGCUUUAUGGUGUGCCUUGGCUACUGCUAAGGAAAGAGCCAAUGAUAUUCCGGGUGCUUUACAAGCUUGUGAAGGUGCUGAAAAGGCAAUUGGCUCUUCUCCAAGAAUUUUAUUAACUCAUGCUUAUCUUUUAUUAAUUGAUAAUGAUGUUAAAAAUGCAGAAUUUUCAAUCAACGUCUUGAAUAAAAUUAUUGAAUUAGAACAAACUCAAAAAAAUGGUGAACCUCUUAAUGAUGGUGACUUCUUACCUUGGUAUUUAUUGGGUAAAGCUUACGCUUUAUUAAAUAGCCCUAGAGCUGCUUAUGAAUCUUAUCAAGUCGCUUUAAGAAGAGCUUCAAAUUCUCCAAUUACUUGGUUAGCUGUUGGUAAAUUAUAUCUUGAAUUAAAACAAUUACCGGACGCUUUAGCCGCUUAUUCUCAGGCUUUAAGAUUACAAAUUGAUGAAAAUUCCCCUGGUACUGCAACCGCAUGGGAUGGUUUGAGUUGUGUUUAUGAACGCUGUGAUGAUCAAUUAAUGGAUGCUUCCGAUGCUUGUGAAAGAUCAGCUGCUUGCUUCAGAGCUAUUGGUGAUAUCAAAAACGCCACUUUUUUCGAAGAAAGAGCCAAACAAUUAUCUCUUAGUUCCAAAAAGGAAGCUCCAGUUCCAGGUUUAAGAGAUCCUCCCGAUGUUCCAAGUUUCCUCUUGAGAGAUUUAGUUGCUGUAUUACCUUCAGAAAGAAUAUCUUUUGUUCAAGGUCCUCAAGAACAUCAACAACAACAAGCAGCUCCUCAACAACAAGCAACUCAACAACCCCAACAACAAGCUACUCAACAACCUGCGCAGCCAGCGCAAGCACCUCAUCCUCAUCAACCUCAACCACUCCCACCUCAAUAUUCACAACAAGCAACACCAUUAGCUCAACAUCAAAGCCCAAAUCCUCAGCAUCAAUUGAAUACUCCCCAACCAACUAGUCAAACACCUCAUCAAAGAACACCUCAACAACUUUAUCCUUUACCUCAACCUUAUAAAGAUAGUAAAUCACCAAGGCAAUUGACCCAUUUACCUCCUCCAAAUCAAGCAUGGUCUCCACCAACUCAACAGCCUCCAUAUCAACAACCCCAAUAUUUAUAUCAACAAGGACAUCCUAAUGCGGCCGGACCACCAGUUCCUCCACCACCCCAACAACCAUAUCAACAUUUACCAAAUGGUAUGUUACCACCACCACCAGGUCAUCAACAAGUACAAGUUCCACCACAAAGAUCACCUUUGAACCAUCCACAAAUGAUGGGGGCUAAUCAAUAUCCAUUAGGACCUCCAGGACCUCCACCACCAGGUUACGCUUACGGUCAAUACUUACCAAUACAAGGUGGAGUAGUUACGCAUCUUCCAUACGCAACUCCUCCAGUUAAUAAUUGGAGACGAUAAUCUUCACUACAGGCAUUUCAUAAAAAAAUUUAAUUGAACAACUUUUUUGAAUAAUACAGAUAAAUCAAGCACG